Myxocyprinus asiaticus (Chinese sucker) is the source of this 3742-nucleotide messenger RNA. Its product is annotated as LIX1-like protein. NCBI's taxonomy places the organism in Eukaryota, Metazoa, Chordata, Actinopteri, Cypriniformes, Catostomidae. The record is from RefSeq and is a predicted model, not a curated record. Gene Ontology annotation, cellular component: cytoplasm. The coding region runs from base 506 to 1657 and encodes 383 amino acids. Gene Ontology annotation, biological process: autophagosome maturation. The transcript has 6 exons.
UCCUGGGAUUUUUAAUGACCACAGAGUUCAGGGUCUCAGUUCACCUGAAGGAUGGUGGAGGUUUUUUUUAAAAAAAAAUUUUUUUAUAGAGUAUAGUGUCCCCAUCAAUAUACUGGGGCAUUAGGGCCACAGGGUGAGUUCCCCCUGCUGGCUUCCCUAAUACCUCUUCCAGCAGCAACCUUCCUUUUCUCAAGAAGGUCUCCCAUCCAGGUACUGACCAGGUUCAACACUGCUUAGAUUCAGGGGGCAACCGGUCUUGAGCUACAGGGUGAUAUGGCUGCUGGCAUGUUAUGUUUUGUUUUGUUUUUUAGAUUUGUGCAUCUGUGAAGGGUUGGCCGGAGGGUCACGUCACACGGUAUGAAUCCAUCCAUUGGUUAAACACAAGGGUAUGCUGCUCCCCCACCCCCAUGGUUUAGUUUUACACCCAAAACAGUAAAUAAUAUUUUGACCAAUCAGCUUAACAAAGCGUAUACCGUCGAGAAACACUUAUACAUUUGUCCUAUGCAUGUUUAGUCGCCUUUCGCGAUUGCUUUUACUAGUAGUUUCAUUUGCGGUGUUUUCUUUUGCAUCACUUUUCGAGACAAUGGAGUCACUCCGCCAUCAGCGCUUACAGCCCGGUAUCGGAUACGGAGCGAGUGCGACCGGGACUCUUCGAUCCCUGCGGCCCGGCGUAACCGGUACUCUUUCUUCGGCGCAGUCUUCCCAUAUGUCGGUGUCUGCCUCCCCGGGGCCGCCGCCACCACCGCCGCCCCUGCAGCUCCACAGCCUCGGGUCCGGUUUCAUGGGCAGCACGGGGUUCGGUUCGGUGGACAUGGCGACGGCGGGUCUGGGUCUAUCCAAUCCCACCAAUCCGGCGGUGCUGAGAGAGGCGGUGGACGCGGUGGUCCGGAGCUUUGCGAAACACACGCAAGGAUACGGCAGGGUGAAUGUGGUGGAGGCCUUACAGGAGUUCUGGCAGAUGAAGCAGUCACGGGGCGCAGAUCUGAGGAAUGGAGCUCUGGUGGUGUAUGAGAUGGUCCCAUCCAAUAACCCCCCCUACGUGUGCUAUGUCAGUCUUCCUGGAGGCAGCUGUUUUGGGAGUUUUCAGUUCUGCCCAACCAAAGCUGAAGCACGACGGAGCGCAGCCAAAAUUGCGCUAAUGAAUUCUGUUUUCAAUGAACAUCCAUCUCGCCGCAUCACAGAUGAAUUCAUAGAGAAGAGCGUGUGUGAGGCUCUAGCUUCCUUUAAUGGAAACCGAGAAGAAGCCGAUAAUCCCAGUACAGGCAUCGGUGCCUUUCGAUUCAUGUUAGAGUCAAACAAGGGAAAAUCUAUGCUUGAGUUCCAAGAACUCAUGACAGUUUUCCAGCUGCUCCACUGGAACGGUAGUCUCAAAGCCAUGAGAGAAAGACAGUGCUCCCGUCAGGAAGUUCUUGCUCAUUACUCUCACCGAGCGCUCGAUGACGAUAUGCGUACACAAAUGGCGGCUGACUGGGUCAACCGAGAUCACGCUUUAUCUGGUACCAUCAAUCGGGAACUUGCCACUACAGAACGUGAACUGGAAGAGGCCCGUCUGGCUGGACGAGAGCUUCGGUUUUAUAAGGAAAAGAAGGACAUUCUGCUAAUGGCGGUGGGGCAGCUAGGUGGGUCAAACACUACAACUCUGCCUUGCACAUGCUGAGAACAUGAAGAACAACUAACAUGGCAUGCGAUUGUGACAGACCAGUACCAGAGAAGUCUCAUAUAGCACUCCAAAACUCAAAACAGCCUUUUUAAAUGUGUGUGUGUUUGUGUGCAAGAAGGAGUCAAUGAUUCAGCAUUGUGGAUAGCUCCACUGACAAAACAAUGUCAAUGAACCAUCUGUUUCUGUCAGUGGAGAAUUUUUUUUUUUUAAAGGUCUAAACAAAUAGUGCAUUUUAAACUUGAAACCGAAUCAAGUGCUAUAUUGCUGCAUUAUUACAAUAUUAGUGUUAUCCUCCAGUAUUAUCAUCAUAGAUUGACUGUACUGGCACAUGGACCUACUGUGUCUUGAGUCGGAGAGUCAGUUUUGUAUGAGGCCUUUUUCAAAAAAACAUUUGCAUUGUAGUCCUCUUGAAUUCUGUAAUGCAUGGGCGCUGCUUUUUUUUUUAGCUAAACACCAAAGCGCUGCCCAUUUGUUUAUCUAAGGAGAUGCAGGUGGUUGGUGACAUUAGACUAGUAAAUUUAGAUAUUCUAUGUUUAUAGUCUCAAAAUAGGCUUGCUCGUUUAUUUGACACAUAUGCGCUUUAGGUGAAUGUACAAACCUUUGCUUUGUAGUGAUACUUCUAAAGAGACAGUUUACCCAAAAAUGAAUAUUCUCUCAUCAUUUACUCACCCUCAUGCCAUAACAGAUGUGUCUGACUUUCUGUCUUCUUCUGAACACAAACAAAGAUUUUUAGAAGAAUAUCUCAGCUCUGUUGGUCAAUACAAUGCAAGUGAAUGGUGACCAAAACUUUGAAUCUCAAAAUAGCACAUAAAGUCAUCAUAAAAGUAAUCCAUCAGACUCCAGUGGUUUAAUCCAUGUCUUCUGAAGCGAUCGAAGCGAUUUUGGGUGAGAACAAAUCAAAAUAUAACUCUUCCAAGCACCAUCUAGCGAUCACCGCAUGCGUCAAACGCUAGGAAGUAUAAUCAAGCUUGAAAUCAUGAUCAUGCCUAGAGACUGCAAUGGCAUGAUUUACAGUGAAAAAGGAAUUACAAUUUGGUCUGUUUUCACCCAAAACCUAUUAGAUAACUUUAGAAGGCAUGGAUUAAACAACUAAAGUUAUAUGGAUUACUUUUAUGCUGACUUUAUGUGCUUUUUGGAGUCCUGUCCACCAUUUACUUGCAUUGUAUGGGCCUGCAGAGCUGAGGUAUUCUUCUAAAAAUCUUUGUUUGUGUUCUGCGGAAGAAAGAAAGUCAUACACAUCUGAGAUGGCAUGAGGGUGGGAACAAUUUUUUGGGUGAACUAUCCCUUUAAGCGCAUGUAAACACAUACAUAUGCAUUUAUUUUAUGUUAACCAAACUUUCACAGUAGUUAAUUCCAUGAGGGUUGAAAACCUUGCCAUAGUUAGAUUUUCUCAGAUUGUCAAAGCACCUUUUACACUGACCAUUGCCUUCAACCUAACAAUAGAAGCUGUGUAAUAUUAAAACUCCACACAAUGCACUGUUUUCAGAGUUGUCCCCUGAUUAGGAUGCCUUCUGUUAUUUUUUGCGAUUGUAGAGCAGUCACGCUCAUUUCAAGGCAACAUUUACUUUCUACCUCCUUUCUGAAAGCUUUUAUAUGCAUUUGUGAACAUUUAUUACCACAUAAAUGGUGUGGUUUGGAUUGAAAUGCAUCACUUCACUCAGAAUAACACAGUAGUAAAACCAGAUAUGCCAUUUUAUAGACACAUUGUUGCAAAAUGCAAAAGUCCUCAAAGUCUAUUAUGCUUAUGAAAUUAUAACUUGAAAUCAUGAAAAUAUAAUCUUCCAUCAAAAUUCAUAAUCAUAAUUUUAUAGUAUUACAGAAUGAGUUACUGGGUGAAGUGAUGAUGUAAAUUCAAUACUAUAGCAAAGAAGCAAGGCUGUCAAUGUGUUGAUCAUUUCAAGCAGACCAAGUCACAUUGUUCAGUAUUAGGGGUCACAACAGCAUGUUGCUGCUGAACUAUAAAAUUUUAAACCACACUCAUUUCAUCUUUGAAUUGCCAAGCACCUUUAAGAUGCUGUUUACAUUGAAAAAUUCAGCUUAAACAGACUUGUCUCCUUUAAUAUGUCCAUAAUGUUUGCUUUU